GUGUGAAAGUGUGAGUGUGGUAAACGGUGUCCAACUUACUGGUGUGUGUAGUUUUUGAAUGAAAACGCAGAUUUAAAAGCACUUGUUUUUAUUUUUGCAGCUCUCCUGAGGUGUGCGUUCACCACUUGUCAUGGCUCACCGUUUGUUUGAAGGCAAAGAGCACGCGUGCUCUUAUCGGAAGUACAGGAUUCCUCCGUCGGAUCACCUGAUCCAGCAUGUGAUCGACUUUGCGAGAAAACAGGAAGAUGGUCCGUUAGAGCUCGCAGUGGACGUGGGCUGUGGGUCAGGUCAAGGUACCGUGCAGCUGGCCAAACACUUUGUUUCUGUGGUGGGAACGGACAUUAGCCCUGCCCAGAUACAGGAGGCUUUGGAGCAUGCUAAAGAGCCAAACAUUACAUAUAGGCAGUGUGUGGCCGAGGAGCUGCCGUUUGCCGACGGCUCAGUGGACCUGAUAACUGCCAUGUCUGCCUUCCACUGGUUUGACAGGCCACGCUUCCUUCAGGAGGCCCAACGGGUCCUGAAGCCUCACGGCUGCUUGGCUCUGCUCAACUACACCGUCGAGAUGGAUCUCAGCUACCCCGAUUGCUGCUUGCAGUCACUGAACCAAGUCUGCAAAGAGUUUUAUGCAGCAUUACAUCCUUACCGCAGUCCUCACCUUGGUGCCAGUUCUAUCGAGCUGUACCGGGAAGCCUACUCAUCCAUCCCUUAUGCUAACAAGGAGUGGCAUGAAAGUGUGUGCGUGAGAAGAGCCAUGCCACUGUGCAGCUACAUGGGCUUGGUAGAGUCCUUCUCCAGCUACCAGGCUAUGCUCAGAGAUGAUCCCCAGAAGGCAACCGGGCUCUCACAGGACAUUUGUCAAAGGCUGAUGUCCAUCAUGAAGGUGACGUCUGUAGAGACUCAGGUGAUGGUGGGCGUCAAGUAUUUCUACCUACUAGCUAUGAAGGACUUGUAGUCAAGUGAGCAGUAUUCAAAUAUCAAAAGUACCUGUAUGUGUCUAGGAGUUUUGUCAAUCAAUGUCAAUCAAUGUUUACUUAUAUAGCCCUAAAUCACUAGUGUCUCAAAGGGCUGCACAAACCACUAGGACAUCCUCGGUAGGCCCACAUAAGGGCAAGGAAAAAUUUCACACCCAGUGGGACGUCGGUGACAAUGAUGACUAUGAGAACCUUGGAGAGGAUGAAAGCAAUGGAUGUCGAGCGGGUCUAACAUGAUACUGUGAAAGUUCAAUCCAUAAUGGAUCCAACACAGUCGCAAGAGUCCAGUCCAAAGCGGAUCCAACACAGCAGCGAGAGUCCCGUUCACAGCGGAGCCAGCAGGAAAACAUCCCAAGCGGAGGCGGAUCAGCAGCGCAGAGAUGUCCCCAGCCGAUACACAGGCGAGCAGGAUCGGACCGGACCCCCUCCACAAGGGAGAGUGGGACAUAGGAGAAAAAGAAAAGAAACGGCAGAUCAACUGGUCUUAAAAGGGAGUCUAUUUAAAGGCUAGAGUAUACAAAUGAGUUUUAAGGUGAGACUUAAAUGCUUCUACUGAGGUGGCAUCUCGAACUUUUACCGGGAGGGCAUUCCAGAGUACUGGAAUGUCAAAACAUUUAAUUUCCUCUUAGAAAUAAAGGUGUCAGUAAGGAACUUUUUGUUUUCUUC
Messenger RNA from Nerophis ophidion (straightnose pipefish), 1637 nucleotides. RefSeq names its product putative methyltransferase DDB_G0268948. Lineage: Eukaryota; Metazoa; Chordata; Actinopteri; Syngnathiformes; Syngnathidae. The record is from RefSeq and is a predicted model, not a curated record. The transcript has 6 exons. Gene Ontology annotation, molecular function: S-adenosylmethionine-dependent methyltransferase activity. Bases 131 to 952 code for a protein of 273 amino acids.